AUGUCUAAUAUAGCUUUUGUUCGUAUGCAAAAAGAAUGUAAAGAAAUUAUUACUAGUAGAGAGGCUGAAGAGACUGGUAUUAUGAUUGAAAUUUUAGAUGAAAAAUUAACUAAAAUAAAAGGAACAUUAAGAGGACCACCUGAUAGCCCCUACGAGAAUGCACGUUUUGUACUAGAUAUCGAAAUUCCUAGUGAAUAUCCUUUCAAACCACCAAAAGUUGUAUUUUCGACAAAAAUUUGGCAUCCCAAUGUUAGUUCGCAGACAGGUGUCAUCUGUUUAGAUAUUUUAAAAGAUCAAUGGGCAGCAUCAUUAACGUUACGUACUGUUCUCCUUUCAGUACAAGCUCUUCUUACAAUACCGGAGCCAACUAAUCCUCAAGAUGCAGUUGUAGCUAAACAAUAUAUGCAGGAUAAGGAGAUGUUUAAUAUUACAGCUAAAUUUUGGGCUCAACAUUAUGGAAAUGCACCCGGACAAAUUGAUGAAGAGAUGCAAAAAAAGGUAUCAAAAUUAAUAGAUAUGGGAGUAGAAGAUGAUACGGCUAUCUCAACACUUUCUUCAAAAAACUGGGACUUGGCUGCAGCAAUUGAAUAUGUAUUCAAUUAA
Molecule: messenger RNA, 603 nt
Organism: Strongyloides ratti
Lineage: Eukaryota; Metazoa; Nematoda; Chromadorea; Rhabditida; Strongyloididae
Product: Ubiquitin-conjugating enzyme E2 K
Exons: 2
Coding region: 1-603 (200 amino acids)
Biological process (GO): protein polyubiquitination; proteasome-mediated ubiquitin-dependent protein catabolic process
Cellular component (GO): nucleus
Molecular function (GO): ubiquitin conjugating enzyme activity; protein binding
Source: RefSeq, a predicted model, not a curated record